AAACUAUAAAAUUGAAAAGGUAGACCCAAAUGAUUAAAUCGGCAUUAUCGAACGUAUAACUUGUACCGAAUUGUACCAAGUUAUAGCAGCGUUGAACCAUUCAAAACGUUUUGAUAAUAAUUCUAGUAUCCUUUCGUUUAUUGAUCUAACGAACGAUUGAUAGUACUAAAUUUCUUUAUUUCGGAAAUUUAAAUCCCACCGACCAAUAAAAGAAAUGCGCUUGCGCGCACACCUUUAAAUAACAGCCUGCACCCAGCUGUCCCCCAUUUCGUACGGAUCUUCACGUACAAUAGGGUCGACCAGACCCUUUGAUGCUUUUACAAAAUGUAUAGAUGUGUAUAGACGUUCCCUCACAUAUAUAGCGUUUCGAGACAAUGCCGCAGGACAUUUAGUCGUUACGAAAUACAAAAACUCUGUAUCAUCGAUAAUGAAGGAGUACUUACAUGCACGUGCAAUCUCUCACAUUUUUCUCGCAUUAGAAAUAAUGUGUAUAAGAUACGUACACAGUAACAUGUUUAACAUUUCACUAAUGUCAAACAUCUUCGCACUUCGAUCAUUUUGUAGUAAUACAUGCACACAAGAUAUGCAUAUGUUUCGUAUACGGGUGCUGCUUAUGUAAAUUAACGGUCGUAUACGAGCUUUCUUUCGUUCGACACCGUUAAUACAACCUCACUUUCCGCGAGUCAUCGAAGUUGUUUCCCCGCGAUCGGUAAAAGUGCAUUUCCAAAUGAUCGAUUCUGUGACACGAUUGCAGGUAUCAAACAAUUUUAUGCGGAAUGCACUAUUGCUGCGUUCGAAAAUAUCUACAUUGGACAGAACCCAUUACCAAUGAAAUUCCGAUGAGUGAAAUCAUCACUCUGAGAAAUAAUCUUCCAAAGAGAAGACCGAGCGAAGAAUAUGCCAAGCUGUGUGCAACUUUUACUCGAGUGAUUUAAAUCGCUUAAAGUGUAAUUUAAAUAGCCGAUAUGUGUAUUAUAGAUAAAAAUGUAAGGUAUGUAAAGCUCAAUGUCAGCAUCUAAAUGAAAUAUCCGUACUAAUAUUUUAAAUAAAUUUUCAUAGAUAACUACUCUAAUAGAUAGCAAUAGUAUGUAUUUCCUAUCUACUGAUGCAAAAUGAUUGACCUUCGAACGAUUAAAAUGCGAAUUGCACGAAACGGAUCCAAUCGAAGAUUAAAGUCGUAAUAGAACACGGGUUAAGUGAAUCAUUCACAUACACGUAUACAGGGGACACUCAUCACUGGAAGUAUUUUACGCAGAUGUGCGGAGCGGCGCGUGCCCCAGGAUCCAGUGGUGGUGGAAAUGCCUCUUUGGCCAGCUUUUACAGGGGAGCGCCUGACCCCCGCGUGUACACGUACACACACGAGCGAGAUAGGGAACCGGGAGUCACACCUGGCCCUUAAAAAUAGCAUUGGCGUGAUUUUGUGACGUCGUUCGUGGCGUGCGCGCUGUAUAAUGUAAAAAUGCAUAUGAUAAGUGGGACCGUCAAAGUGUUAAUUUUUAAUUUUAUUAUCUUAGCUUCACUUCAAUUUGUUUCUCCAACUUUAUCUUCUGCUCUUUUCAUUCGUAUUAUUAAUAAUACUUUUAUUACUGUAUUGUUGCAUUUGUUGCCUUGCUACUUUUCUGAAUUACAACUUGAUAUAAAAUAAUACGAUUAACAAGAAUCCUCCAAUGGUUUUAAAAACCAAUCGAACGUAGUUCCUGUUCACGCCAUUGCAUCCCCGCCGAGUAGAAUGCACCUAGUUACGCUUUGGCGGUUACAGAAGGGUCACAUAUGCCGUGGUACACGGGGGUACACGUACUGGAUAAAGGUAUGCAACCCCGUGGACGCGACAAAAGAGAAGGGGAGGAGCUGUAUUUUUAUACGGGUUGGCUUUCGAGCUCGAGGCGGGGAGAGUAGCGCGACUUACGGGAGGAAGUCGGAAGCGGCACUAUUCGAGUCAGUCGUUCGCGAAGCACCAAUACGUUUGGAUCGAUUACCUUGUUUCCAAUUGAUUAUAGAUUUUCUCCAUUAAAGAACAGGUCAACGUAGAAACAUUGAAUUCGGAAAGUUAUUGGAAAUCGAUCAUCAAACGGUUCAGUGAUGAUCCUAUCAAGCGUUUAAAUUGAAGUCAUUUGUUUAAAAGUGCAUUCCUGUAUAACUUAAUUUUAUCGUUAGUGCGAAGGAAUGUUUUCGGCGCAAACGUGAAAAACGAUCGGAUUCUCCAUGGGGGUUGUUACGGACACCAUAAGGUCCUCCUGGCACGCGACCUGUGGGAGGGUCGUUUCGCUCUGUUGAAUCGUGAAACUACCCUACCGUGCGAUCGCGUUAUUCCGCUGCUCAUCCUCGUCGUUGCCACGGGAGCUUCAAAGUGAACUUUUCAAAACUCUCUAAUCUUCGCUCUAACGACGUCGAUUGUACAAAGAAUUAAACUUCGAUCAACGUAAAAGUCGGUCGUGGAAAACUGAUAAAAAAUGAGCGCGUUCAAGAGACAUCAAAGCAAAGUGUUCUGGAAUCAUAUGGCUACGCAGGAUCUAGAAAGUGUAGAUCCUUUUGUCGCGAGAAACGAUUUCACCAGGUCUAAGCAGAAUCAUGGACCCAUCCACGAUAUACCCGAAGAGGAAGCGGAAGAACGAUCGUCCAGCAUCAACGAAAGCGACACGUUCGAAACCGCGAACGUAACGGCGAUUCGGGUUUGCCCGAACGGGAAUGAAAAUUCACAGGACCUCUAUCAUGCGACAACGAUUCACGAGGGAAACGAUCUGAUGACUCAGACGGUAACUAUGGACAUAAAGGACGAAGACAAAGAAGACGAGGAAAAUGUAGCUGUUCCGAUAAAUCGAUCUUGCAGUCCUUUGAGUCAGGAUCUGAGAAGCCUGGAUUCUGGCUUCUCCGAUUCCGAACGAUCGAACUGCUCCGAAUUAUACGAGAACGAAACACCGCGACGCCGUAGAAGGCGGAAACGAGUGAGAGAUCGAAAACAUGAAACACAUUCGCGAGCCGGUGCCACUUGGCUGGAACACGAGACUCUUCCGGAUCCUACGUACACUUCGACGCCCAAGGAUUCCCGAAUUUUACCUCGGAAUACAAUGGUCCUUAAUGCGUAUACAGCACGAAACGUGCCGAGAAUGCAAAGAACGGAGGAGGAUCAAGUAGAUGCUUCAGCAAUCCCAACGUCCAUCUCGUUGGAUGACGAAUGUCUUGGCGAUUUCCUGUACGCGGCCGAACCACCAGAGGAUGCCGCGGAACCGAGAAGCGGGAACUCUUCGAUAACGACGAACUCUUACGAGGCCGAGUCAACGUUCAAGUCCCUCCAACAUUGCAGGACCUACAGACAAUCGUCUUCGGUUAGAGCGUGGCUAAGCAAUCUCGCGAUGGAAACCGAAACCGAGUGUAAUAAUACUCUCCAAAGUAAAGCUCUGCCACGACGGAAACAUCGUGAGUUAUUGAGCGAAAAGGAUGAAAUGAAUGACCUGAAGACUCUGUCCUCUUUAGCUACCGCAGCCGCGAAUAAACUGUUGAUAAGGGCAGAGCAAUUCGACAAACAUUAUGAAUAUAUUUUUGACAAAGUGUCGAAUUUAGAAAGAGGUAGAUCGGAGAAAGAACUUUUACGUGCCAUCGAGGACGAUGCAUUUUCCGUCCUUUCAGAGUUGGGUGCACCGCCUCCUCGUAGAAUACAACAGACCAGCUUGAAAGGAAUACUGUCGCAGCUGGAAAGCAUCAAGAAUUACGUAGACAGCGCUGUGGAUACUCGUUUAGAUUUUUAUAUCGAGAAAAUAGUCAGAGGUUUGGAAGAAUCGCCAAAGGACGAGACCACGGUAGCUAGAGGUUCCUUAGCAGCUCUGACUGCUCUAGGUUUAGCAGGACCUCGGGCAGGAAGUAGCAUCACCAGGUGUUCAGGUAUCAGGGCGCUUCUGACGUCUCUCCUCACCGCUGGAAGGACGUCGAUUGACUUCGUUACAGCUUCUUUGCGCGCUUUGGCAAGCGUGUGUUCUUCUGCCACGGCGAUUCAUCAGUUCGUUAAAGACGGAGGUCCAGAGAUACUGACGGAUCUGCUAAUCGCAGAGAAAAUGUCUGAGAAAGAAAAAAUGGAAGCAACCGCGUUAGUCGUACAAAUAACUGCGCCAUGGGUCAAUGCUUUAGGUCUACCUUACUUGGAACCUUUUGCAAAAGACUUAAUUCCUUCCUUGAAUCGUCUAGUCGAGAGUACUAAUUGCGGGCAAACAUUGUUACUGGUCGCAGCUGCGUUCAAUCAUCUGUCCAAGUCCAGGAAGUGCGCCUUCGUAAUAUUGGAACACGGAACUGUAAAGAAAUUAUUGAAAACCGUGAAAAAGUCGACUGGAAAAAACGUUUGGUUGAUGGAACAAGUGGCAGCUCUUAUCAGUGAACUGGCGCGCAUCCCUGAGGCUCGGCCACACCUGGCGGAAGCUCGAGCCUCUAUCGCGUUGGUUUCCUUUCUCAGAAUGAGACCUCCGGGCUUAGAAGACGCUUACAGACGUUUAGAAAUUACUGCCGCGGCGGCGCUCACAAGACUGUGCGUAGAUCCAGAGAUUGCGAGGCAAGUAGUUGCCGUUGGAGGCGCGGAUUGCCUUCCUUCGUGCAGAAUUGAUGAUCUUCUCACGGAAGAUGAAGAUCAAAUUGAGGCGGGACUGCUAAAAUAUACGAAAUCAUUGCGGAAAGCGUGUAGAAGAGCAGCAAAACAAAUUGAUAUUGCAAAGGCUAGCGAUUAUAGUACCUUAAGUUGAAGAUGUACUGACAAGAAGUUCUACAAUGUAUAAUUUUUAAUAUUAAUUAUUUACUUAUAAAUAGUAUGUAUCGCAAUAAACUAAUAUGAUAUAAAAUUA
Messenger RNA from Osmia bicornis bicornis, 4820 nucleotides. It is a transcript of the gene insc, whose product is annotated as protein inscuteable homolog. Gene Ontology annotation, molecular function: cytoskeletal adaptor activity. The record is from RefSeq and is a predicted model, not a curated record. The transcript has 4 exons. NCBI's taxonomy places the organism in Eukaryota, Metazoa, Arthropoda, Insecta, Hymenoptera, Megachilidae. Gene Ontology annotation, cellular component: apical cortex. Gene Ontology annotation, biological process: asymmetric cell division; regulation of asymmetric cell division; apical protein localization. The coding region runs from base 2451 to 4721 and encodes 756 amino acids.